Molecule: messenger RNA, 1031 nt
Organism: Paramecium pentaurelia
Lineage: Eukaryota; Ciliophora; Oligohymenophorea; Peniculida; Parameciidae
Source: the annotation of a GenBank genome assembly
UCAAUGUUGAAACUUAAGACAUCCCAACAAACCAAAAAUUAAGCACCUAAACCUGAAGUAAACUUCAACUUUAUUCUUAGACUUCCAAAAUUGUGAAGAAGGAUGACCAAAAAAAGGCUUCUAUUGAUCUUGAUGAAGAAUAAGAAGAAACCAAUCUCGUUGAAGUUGCAAAAAAACCAGAAAAAAAGUAUCAAUAUCAUUACAUAUCUAGAUAACCCGCUAUAUAGUAAACAACAACUGAUGGUUGGUAGCAAUCAGAUGAUCCUAAAGAUCUUCCAACUAAUGGCAUUGGGAAGAAACCAAAUGCAUCACUCAAAAAGCAAGAUGAGCCUGUCAUAGAAAUUCGUAAUGAAGAGUUCCCUGAUCUUGCUGUUGCUGCUGAUUUACCAAAACAAACUAAAAAAUAGAAGAAUUUACAAAGUUAACCUAAGCAAGACUAAAAACCUUAGCCUACCACCAAUAAUGCAAUGUUAUUCACUAAUUCUUGUUCUAAACCCUAAACCUAAGCAACAUCCAAUAUCUAAACCAAAAAUACUCAAUUAAAUUCUAAUUCAGGACCUCUAACAUUCACUAAUACUAAAAAAUAAGAAAACACUGCUUUAUUCUAAUAACAACAAUAAGAAUAAAUUAAAAAAACUUAAUAAGAAACUUAAGUCUAGCCAUAGCCACAAAUAUAAGAAACAUAAAAAUCUAAUCCACCUCAAAGAUAAAUAAAUAUUACUAGAAACUCAAAUACAGUAUCUACAUAACCAGUCCCUGAAUAAUAGAAAUAAUUGAAAGUUGAAGAAUCGAUUCCCACCUUCAUCAAUUCUAAAGUUAAAGUAUUUAUUCAUUUUUAUUUAAGGGAAAUCCACCAAUAGUUUAAUAAUAAUAAUAGCCAUAAGAAUAAUAAUAAUAAUAAUAAUAAUAAUAAUAGCCAUAAGAAUAAUAACCAUAAAAUGAAGAUGAGGAUAGCGAUGGGUGGGAAACUGUAGAAAAGAAAAGAAAACCUAAAGUAGCAAUGUAGAGAAAUUAAAAAAAGAAUUCAUGAA